AUGGCUGUGGGAAUGUUUAAAUUAACACAAAAACAAAGGAAACACUUAUAUGUUAUAUUUAUAACAUUAAACAUAAUCCAAAUAUUGCUGGGCUUUGGAAUGACCAGCUCCUCGAUUUACAUUUUUGUUGCAGUUUCUCCUGUUCUCCAUACAGAAAAAGCCCAAAUUAAUUUUGCAUUUGUCGUAACUGGUAUUUAUGGUACUCACGUAAUUUUUCAUUGGUUAAUUGGAAUUAAAAUUGGUAACAAGUGUUUUCAGCAGGCUCACAAAAAAAGUACAAGUAACUUAUUGUUAUUAUGGAACUGUGCAGGUACAAAUACAGUAGUUAUUUUGAUAGUAAUAUCUCAUUUUGCGAGAAAAAGUAGUAAACAGAUAAUUAAAUCCAUGAGAAACUCCAUAGGCACUGGAAUAAUUCAUUAUUUAACCGAUCAAUCUUGGAAAGAAAUAAUUGAUAAACUUCAGUAUAGUAAUGAAUGUUGUGGAAUAGAUUCUUAUGAAAACUGGCACGAAACAACUUGGUUAACCAAAUAUCAUGUCGAUGUAGAUUCGGAAUCUGUUAAAAAUUUUAGGAGCAGUCAAGAUAAUUUACAUCUACCUGUAACCCCUUGGAGCUGUUGCCGAAUUAAUUUUCCCAUGCAGUGUCUGCAUGACCCUUUACAACAACCACAAUAUGCUCACCUAUGGGUUGAUGAGCCUGAUGUAGUAAAAGAUUCUAUUAAUACAAAAGGUUGUGUGGAAGGCAUAAAAAAACCCAUUUUAGUUGUUAUUAAUCUCUUCGUGGUUUUUACAACAUUUGUAUUUAUAUUGCAUAUACUAAUCGUUAUUAUUUCAAGAAUUUUAUACACUGCCUCUAGAAAUGCAAUAUUACUCCAAGACCCUGAAGGAACGGCUCCUGGGUGGUUAUUUGGUAGGGGAGACUGUGGUUAUGCAAGAGGAAAAACAUUGACAGAAAUUAUGGGUUUAUCUCCUAGACCUUCAGGACUUGUGCUAAAUAAAGGGAAUGAGAAAAAAUUUGGAGGAAUGAACUUUGGAAAAAUGAUACCUAAACGGUUCAAGAGAAAUAAAAACAAGACAGGAUCUGAUGCUGACCAAAAUGAGGAGUCGGAGAUAUUAUUAAGGGAUGAUACACCAAUUGAUUCAAUAGAUGAAUUUAAUCUAUUAUUUCAUAGUAAAAAACUAAAUGAUACAAUGUUAGACCAAAAUACUAGUCAAAGGACAACUGAUGACCAAGAUGAUGACGAACCAUUUUCAAUGGAAACAGAGAUGAAAAAAAUGGAAGUUUAAAUAUAAAUUAUACAUAUUUUUUUAUUUUUAAGGUCAAAUAUACACAUAAACUUUU
Molecule: messenger RNA, 1339 nt
Organism: Anoplophora glabripennis (Asian longhorned beetle)
Lineage: Eukaryota; Metazoa; Arthropoda; Insecta; Coleoptera; Cerambycidae
Product: peripherin-2-like
Exons: 5
Coding region: 1-1284 (427 amino acids)
Cellular component (GO): membrane
Source: RefSeq, a predicted model, not a curated record